CGUAACAAAAACCACCCACACAUCGUUUUUUUUCCACUGCAACACCAUCAUAGAUAAUCUCUCGACGAGACAACAAUGCGAAAAAAAUUCCGAAACGAAUAAAAAACGACGAGACAUAACAUAAAAGAAUUUAACACCCGAAACAACCAACCCAUAAUCCUCGUCCGUUGUACUCGACAACGUAAAAAUGAAUUGAAAAAAAAAAUUGAAACCAUGCGCCACAUUCUUCCGGUUUUUCGGACGACGCUUCCCAUUCAGUUUUGCCGUGACCGCGUCGCUGAAAGCGUCGAGACGCCGGUGUAAGAGCGUCGUUGUUAUGACCACGUGAUUCUCGCGCGAUCUGAUCGACAGGUGCUUUCGGAUAUUUCGAAAAAAAAAUUUGCAGAAAGGGUUUAUUGAUUUUUUGAAGGGGUGCGAUAUGAAGGGGUUGGUAGUAGUGUCGAAAGGUGGUUUUUGGUGAGGAAGUUGACGGAAGUUUUGAUCGGAUAUGCGUAACUGACGAAGAGGAACCACCGCCUAAAAUGUCGGAAGGCAAAGUUUUCCACACAGCAACCAUUGUACUAUUCAACAUUAGCAGAAAGUACGCUUCCGUAGACUCAACGAAUAAAACCUUCUCAGAGGACGAAGACCAAAACAACUGGUGGGCUUUGUCAGCUCUCUUCCUUGCUGCAGGAACAGCCGCUGGAAAUAUCCUAGUGUGUUUGGCAAUUUGUUGGGAAAGGAGGCUUCAGAAUGUUACCAACUAUUUCCUGAUGUCGCUGGCUAUCACUGAUUUGAUGGUGGCGAUAUUGGUGAUGCCACUGGGGAUUUUGACACUUGUACGAGGAUACUUUCCGUUACCAUCAAUCUACUGUCUGGCCUGGAUCUGCUUGGAUGUCCUUUUUUGUACAGCCUCCAUUAUGCAUCUGUGUACCAUUAGUGUAGAUCGAUAUCUCUCGCUACGUUAUCCCAUGAAGUUUGGGAGGAACAAGUCCAGACGGAGGGUCACAUUAAAAAUAGUUUUUGUUUGGCUCCUGUCGAUAGCAAUGAGUCUUCCGCUCAGUCUGAUGUAUUCCAAGGAUCAGGGAUCGCUCAUAAUGGACGGUACAUGCCAAAUACCCGAUCCGCUGUACAAACUCAUAGGAUCCAUCAUAUCUUUUUACAUACCACUCCUUGUGAUGUUGAUCACUUAUUGGUUAACGGUGAGGUUGCUGGCCAGACAGCAGAAGAACUUGGGUGCUCCCAAUUGGAGCAGUAAUUGGAUGGGAGGGCCUGCCAAUACCGCUUUCGAUCGACGUUGUACCUGGAGGAGACUCCUGAACGCCACAAAAGCGAAGAACGCAAACAACAACUGUGCAACAAGUAAAACAUCAACUCCCCAACAUGCAUAUUCGGCGGCGUCCACAGAUACGGAAGUUACGACCAUAGACACGCACGAAUUGUGGAUCCAAGAGUCGGAACCUACGCCAUGCACGGUUUCAGCACUGAGCGCUUUUGGUGCUGAGAUGCUGAAGCUGUCAAGAGGUCUAGAGGCUGCUUCCAAGGCGAUGGCCAACAGCAGGAAGAACCCUGAUAUUACAGUCAACAGUAAUAUGCUGGAAGUGAGAUCGGAUGAAUCUAUUCGAAAUUCUAAAGCAUCCCAAUCGCCUCUCCACAAUUCAAGUGAAGUUCCCCAGUGGCCUUUGUUGAAAAGACGCAGGGCGUCUACUUUUCAUGAAGGUGAUAGUAGAGACGAACAGCCUGUCAGAAAAUGUCCAAGGAAGAGAGGUUUCAGCCUAAGCGAGUUACCCAAAUUUGGACUCGAAGAAGAGUUCCAAACUACAGAUCGAGAAGAUCUAUGUGAGAGUUCUCCAUUUCCACUUCCCCCACCAUGCACAUGUCCCUAUUUCGGAGAAAAAAGGAACGACAAAUCCCCUACACCGAUACCAACAGAAAUCAAGAUCGUUCCCAGCGAUUCCUUGAAUCAAUCCAGCAGGUUUUUGUUAGAUCCAGACAAGCACAUGAUGGUAUCUCCCGUUUUAACACCCCGGAAGACAAGCCUGAAGGUUUCUCCCAAAUCCAGCAACGAUUCCUCGCCAAGUAACGUCAUAGUGACUUGGGAACCUUCGAAAAGAACCCAUAGAAGAGGUUCCAGCUUCGGCCAAACCAGAACCUCAGCCUACUCCUCUCCAAGAACACCAACAACUCUUCGUCGCUCCGCCACCCUACGUCACAACGGCAACACCUUGGGCCUUAAAGACCGCAACAAGAACCCUUCUUCCCCUUGCCUCUCCCAAAAGUUCGGCUCCUACGCCCCCCAACCGGCACCGCCUAUGAACAACAGGAGCAUCCGCUCCCACCACAGCCGAAACUCCAGCGUGAUCUCAAGGAACUCCUCGCGCCACGGAAGGAUAAUCAGGCUGGAGCAGAAGGCGACCAAAGUGCUGGGCGUCGUCUUCUUCACCUUCGUGAUCCUCUGGGCUCCCUUCUUCAUACUGAACCUGGUUCCGGCCUUCUGCGAGGAGUGCGAGAAGAACCUGGGCAACUGGGUGGUCCAGCUGGUCACGUGGUUGGGCUACGCCAGCUCCAUGGUGAACCCGAUCUUCUACACCAUCUUCAACAAGGUGUUCAGGCAGGCGUUCAAGAAGGUGCUGACCUGCAGGUACAGGAACACGGCGUGGAGGCCGCACAGAUGACAGGUGAAGAUUGCGAAGAGGAGGAUCAAGUUGGCGAACGCCUUGAAGCAGCAGCAGUUGUAAGGUAACUUGAUGGUUGCGGAGGGAAUUAUCGAAGUUUGAUUGAAAAGAGGAAAGUUGUAGAGGUUGUGUUUUUUUUGGAUUAUCGGUAUUUUGAAUGUUUCAGUCAAUUUUGUCUUUGAAAAUUGCUCAUUUUUUGGUGAAAUCACGUCGCGUCGGUAUGGAGAAGAUAUUAGUUUUAUACUUCUUUCGAGUAUUGCCGAUUUUGACCACCCUGUGCAUACAGUGCAUAUCAUUUUUAUUGAAGCAUUAGGUUAAUUGGCUGUAAGGAAAAUAUUGGCAACUCACACUCUUUUUAUCAAGUUAGAGACUUAAGAAUAUGCAAAAUUGUUCAAUUG
Messenger RNA from Harmonia axyridis, 3052 nucleotides. RefSeq names its product dopamine D2-like receptor (gene 5-HT2B). NCBI's taxonomy places the organism in Eukaryota, Metazoa, Arthropoda, Insecta, Coleoptera, Coccinellidae. Gene Ontology annotation, biological process: G protein-coupled receptor signaling pathway, coupled to cyclic nucleotide second messenger; chemical synaptic transmission. Gene Ontology annotation, molecular function: neurotransmitter receptor activity; G protein-coupled serotonin receptor activity. The transcript is spliced from 8 exons. The coding region runs from base 522 to 2654 and encodes 710 amino acids. The record is from RefSeq and is a predicted model, not a curated record. Gene Ontology annotation, cellular component: dendrite; membrane.